Molecule: messenger RNA, 3610 nt
Organism: Danaus plexippus (monarch butterfly)
Lineage: Eukaryota; Metazoa; Arthropoda; Insecta; Lepidoptera; Nymphalidae
Exons: 1
Coding region: 153-1649 (498 amino acids)
Source: RefSeq, a predicted model, not a curated record
AUUGCGGAUUGCGGAUCCUUUUUUUGUUAGGUUUUGUUGUACUUUUUAUUACAGUCAAUAAUUUUGUCAAGAUAUAAUAAUGAAACAUUUUAGUGUAUGUUUGUAUGUUAAAGAUAUACUUUUAUAGCUAAUUAUUUUUGUGUUUCUAUUAAAUGAAGACCGCUCGAAAAUCAUCAAAUAAUAUCAUGAAGAAAUAUUAUCAGCUGAUUCUUGUUGUUGUGUGUUUUAUAAGUAUUGUUACUCUUCUUAUAUACCGACAUGAAUAUUAUCGUCUAAGGUAUGUUUUGGAAGUGCUCAACUUUUUCGGAAAACCAGGAUUAUCUGAGGUUGAAUUCUGUGGUCCCGGUUUUAACGCUACUAUGCUUUCGGAGAUUCUACGUAACUCUUCCAUGGAGGUACGUGAAACGCCACCUCUAUUCCAGCAAAUCGACGAAAAUUUUUAUUCAUAUUCAUCAUUUCUGCGGUCAUAUAACAAAUACGAAAAACUCGAAAUAACCGAAGCACACAUUAUUAAUACUAUUGUGAUCGGAAAAGCGCAUGUGCAACCUCGUUUUCGUUGCAAUAUAUGGUUCGAAAAUAGUUCUAAGCCGAAAGCUGGUAGAUUUAGCUUUAAAGCAGCUUCGGAAAUAAUAAGUGAUUAUCAGUUGUAUAUAUUUGAAUGUUCUUUGAGUAAAAAUCUCGGGAAACCAGCUGGGAUUAGUUUCUAUGUUAAUGACUACAACAUAAAUCCAAUGUAUGCACCAAUAAAUAAAGUUAUCCAAGUGAACACUAGACGCAAAGUCCGAGAGAGGAGCAGUAUUAAAUUUGUUAAUAAUAUUGAGCCGGCAUUCUGCGUUAUACCAAAUCAUGUGCCAAUAGUAUCGAGAGAUGCGUUUAUAGAGUUUCUUGUGUUCCAUCAUAUUAUGGGAGUGAAUUAUUUUACAAUAUAUGAUGGGAUGAUAUCUGAAGAUGUCAUCAAAAGGUUGAAUUUGUUCCCAUCUGAUAUAACUCAGUGGGAUAUACAAUUUUUCCCUCUAAAUUAUCCAUUUGUGUUUGCAAAGUCCUACAAGAUUGUUAGGAGUGCUAUAGAAUUGGAUUGUCUGUUUAGACACUACAAAUAUGACAAAGAGGAGUCAAGUAAAGUAAGUCAUGUGGCUGUUCUCUCGUGGGAUGAAUUUUUGGUGCCGAGAGUACACAAUAGUUUUAAGGCUGUUUUAGAUGACUUUGAUCCCACAAGAGCUCUCCGAACAUACACUGUGGAGCCCUUGUUAUUCUGUUUAAAUCAAAAUGAUGAUGAUAAUGUAGAAAUCGGAUAUCCGGCCAUUAUGAAGAAAACCCAUUAUUAUAAUAUACCACAAAACAAAGUGCCAAUACACGUAAGGAAUUUAGAAACUAUGACAAACUUUGACGAUCUGUUUAAUCUAACAACAAGUAUCAAGAAAAUACCUCUAGAGCUGCUGGGAGCUCAUAAGUAUAGUGUGUGCCGAGAUUGGAAGACUUUCAGUCCUGGCGGCUAUAAUGAAACUGAGAUGCAGGUUUUCCAACACAAAUUCGAAGGUGCUAUGAUAAAAUAUGGACAGAGUCUUGUUAGCAAUAAAGUGUAUAGAUUGUAUACAUCCGGACAAAUAUGGGAGAAAAAUUCUAUAGAUAAUGUUAGAGAUAUGUUAUAAGUUUACCGAAUGAUAUAUUGAAUGUUGAGCGUUUUAUAUUGAUAAUAGUAAAAGUGGGCACAGUGUUAUUGCAGGAACAUUAGUUUGUCUGAGUUAUAGUAAUGUUAGUUGUGUAUUAUUCAUGAAUGUUGGAAAAAUUAUAAGUAAUUUAAAUCAACAAGUGCUAGUGUUGUACAACUUUACAUUUGAUUGUAGAAUACUUAAUUACGAGCCACCUAUGUGAGAGUCAUUUAUAAUUCUCUAGGAUAUGGAAAUAUUGAAAUUCAAUUGACUUAAAAUUCUUAUAUUGGCUAAGCUUCUCAAAGUAUGAUCAAUUAAUAAUUUGUACGGCAGUAAUUUGUGUUAUAGCAAUUUCAAGCAAUUAUCUUGCUUUUAGACUAUAGAGAAUUGAGCACUUAUUAGAUUCUAGAGACGAAAGUUUUAAGGAAUAGCUUAUAAUAAUAGGAAGUAUCACUGCCACAUUAAUAUGUACUAGGAAACAAAUCAGAGGUUUCCAAAAUAAGUAACCAAUUUACUUAGAACCCUUUCCGCAAAGAUUUAUUAUGCUGAGGUGGUUUAAAAUUCAUGUAUUUCUUGAAAUUGUAAAUUUUUUUCAUAUACACAGUGUGUUUGGUUUCCAUAACAGAGCUAUUAACUCAUAAGCCUGGCACUGACACAAUUCUCGUCACAAAGUAGGUUGAGUCAAGUGGAUUGAACUCUUAAUUGCAUUCUUAUCUGUUGUUCAGAAACUUCUUGUGUAUAUUAUCAAGUAUUAUAAUUGUUGAGAUAGAUUAUAAAAUAUUAUUUUUUAAAUAAUUUAUAUAUAUAUUAAUAAGCCAAGCUAUUUAUGCUGGAGCUAGAUUUGUUAUUAUAAUUAUUCAAUACUCGGUUCAUGAUUUGCAUUAUUGUGGGAGAUUGAAUCUUGUCUCAAUGAAACCCAUUUUUGUUUCCGCUUUAUAUUAAAUAGAAACCUAACUAAGAACAUUUUAAUGUAUUAUUAUGGUUGUAUUGUAAUUAAUAGACAUGAAAUUAUAACUUCAUCGGGCAUAGUAGGAUUUAUAGCCCACCUUGGUUAUUGGAGUUUUAUAUUGAUCUCAACCUUUUUAUAUUCAUAAAACCUUUAUUUGAUUAUCACUAUUUGUUGAAAUUAAACAUUUUUUUUUGUAAACCAUUAAUUUUGGGAAAAAUCGUUAUUCAAAGAAAGUGGUCAUUGAAUGCCCUAUACCCGUCUGUCGGUCGUAUGAUAUGGACACUGUUUCCAUUAUACAAGAGAUGAUUUUUAAAUAAAAAUAUAAUUGUAAAUUAUUAGGAUUUUUGCAACAAAAAUAAUUAAUCAUUGAUUAAAUCUAAAUAUAAUGAUACUUUCAGUGAUAUACGAUGACAGAUUCAUAGUAAAAACAAUAUUCAUUGCCGGUUAUCAGCAAAGAGAUCAAAGUUAAAACUAUAGGUACAGUUCGUAAUUAAAAAUAGGGAUAAUGGAAACAAAUUAUACAACGACAGGAGCUCUUUAACAGAUAUAGUGCAUUUUUUUGUGUCUUAAUUUUAAUAUUUUUUAAGUACACAAGUAUUGUUCACGUAAAAAUUAAUAACACAACACAUUUACAGUUUUAAUGAUAGUGCACAUGGGGCCUGAUUAAGGGAUGGGACAUGGGAAACAAUUACUGUGGAUCAACUAACAUUUAUUGGUUAAAGCUGGUGACCUCUGAUUAGUAGUGUUAUAGAUUAAUCAAACAAUGUUAAAAAAAAGUUGUGCCUUGAUUAAAUGAGGGUAGUUGAUUGUUCCAUUCUUGUUUAAAAUUACUUGCAAAGCAAUAAGACUGCUUGUUUAAUCUUGUUUAAAUAGACCCAUAUAUUAAAUAAGUACUAAGUAUAUAACAUAUGUAUAUACUCUGUUAUAUCAUUAAUCUAGUCCUAAUAGCGUUAUCCGAUAUGUUUGUUUUAAAAUCUUCAUUCCCAUUUAAUAAAGUUUAUAAAAAAUAAAA